AUGUUUUCACACAAGUUUCUAAACGUUAUAAAUGUUAUUCCUCGUAGACGAUCUUUUCAAAUUUUUGCUUUUUCUACUUUUUCUCAACAACGAAUAUCAAAUAAUUACACUUCUUCUGUUUCUCCUUUUGAAAGAAGUGGUAGAAAUCGUAUUGGUUCAAAAACCACCACAAAUGAUAAAGAAGGAAUUGAUUCUUUUCUUUUAAAUUUUGCAAAUAAACAAAAAGAUAAUGGAUUAACGAACGUAAAAGAAUCUAAUGAUACUGAUUCAAGUUCUUCAUCUCCUAAUUUUUUACUAUCAAAUUUUACAUCUAAAAAAUCUGAUACUACUCAAAGAACUUCUGGUUCUGAUAUAGCAAAACUUCUAUCCGACUUUUUGGUACCAUCAGAAGAACUUUAUCGAAUUCAUAUUCGUGCUUCUUACAAUAAUACUAUAGUAUCAUUAACAAAUUCUCGUAAAGACGUAUUAAUUAAUUCUUCUGGUGGACUUGUUGGUUUUAAAAAAGCUCAGCGGGGUGGUUAUGAGGCUGCUCAUCAAGCUGCCAUUGCUUUAGUUGAAAAAGUUAAAGAAAAGGGAAUUAAAAUUAAGAAUGUGGAGGUUUUAAUAAAAGGUUUUGGUCCUGGAAGGGAUGCUGCUUUUAAAGCUAUCGCGUCACCAGAGAAUCCUUGGACUAUUAAGAGAAUUACCGAUUCUACUCCAUUGCCAUUUGGUGGGUGUAGGCCAAGGAAGGCUAGAAGAUUGUAA
This is a messenger RNA of Dentiscutata heterogama, 744 nucleotides long. Lineage: Eukaryota; Fungi; Glomeromycota; Glomeromycetes; Diversisporales; Gigasporaceae. The record is from the annotation of a GenBank genome assembly.